UGUGCAGAUGUGUGUGAAAAAGAGGGUUAGAUCCUCAUCCUGCAGAGUUAGAAGUCUACAAAUCAUGUCUAAAGAUAAAAAAAUCAAGAAGUAGGGCGGGAGGAGCGGCAGCGGCCAGGCUACUCAGCUUCGCGAAGGCUCUCAGCGGGCCGCGGCCCUCAGGCACCCGGCUCUCGCCCGCCCCGCCGCCACGAUGCCCAAGAGGAAGGUCAGCUCCGCCGAGGGGGCGGCGAAGGAGGAGCCCACGAGGAGAUCGGCGAGGUUGUCAGCAAAACCGGCUCCUGCAAAAGUGGAAACGAAGCCAAAAAAGGCGGCGGGAAAGGAUAAAUCUUCAGACAAAAAAGUGCAAACAAAAGGGAAAAGAGGAGCAAAGGGAAAACAGGCGGAAGUGGCCAACCAAGAGACUAAAGAAGACUUGCCUGCAGAAAAUGGAGAGACUAAAAACGAGGAGAGCCCAGCCUCUGAUGAAGCAGAAGAGAAAGAAGCCAAGUCUGAUUAACAACCACACACUCAGUCCUGUCAGUGGUCCCUGUUUCCCUUCUUGUACAAUCCAGAGGAAUAUUUUUAUCAACUAGUUUGUAAAUGCAAGUUUUUUAGUAGCUCUAGAAACAUUUUUAAAAAGGAGGGAAUCCCACCUCAUCCCAUUUUUUAAGUGUAAAUGCUUUUUUUUAAGAGGUGAAAUCAUUUGCUGGUUGUUUAUUUUUUGGUACAACCAGAAAAUAGUGGGAUAUUGGAUAUGGGAGGCUUUGAUUGUCUUGGGUGUCAGCUUAACAUUCCAUAGAUGGGGGGUAGCUUUUAUAUCCUAUAAUACAAAAGUAUACUAAAUGGCAGUUUGGAGUCAGUUGUGC
Messenger RNA from Dama dama (fallow deer), 848 nucleotides. RefSeq names its product non-histone chromosomal protein HMG-14-like. NCBI's taxonomy places the organism in Eukaryota, Metazoa, Chordata, Mammalia, Artiodactyla, Cervidae. Gene Ontology annotation, cellular component: nucleus; chromatin. Gene Ontology annotation, molecular function: nucleosomal DNA binding. The record is from RefSeq and is a predicted model, not a curated record. The transcript has a single exon. Gene Ontology annotation, biological process: chromatin organization. The coding region runs from base 194 to 499 and encodes 101 amino acids.